UCAUGUUGUUAUCUUGUAGAAAGUUCAGCAAAUAUGGCGUCAGUAUUUACUUAUUUUAUUUGAUUAAUUACUGUUUUGGACUUAUAAAUCAAUUCACAAUUAAUUAGACCCGUUUUAUAUACAAUACAGUGUUACUGACUAAAAUGGAUCCACACAAUGAAGACGAAGAAUAUGUACCAAAAUCUUCUUCUAAACAAAGUAAUGUACUGCCAUUGGGAUGUAACGAAAGAACAAUGAACUUAAAUCCACUUAUUUUAACAAACAUUCAAAGCUCACAUUAUUUCAAGGUAAAUCUGUAUGAAUUGAAAACCUAUCACGAAGUUAUAGACGAAAUCUAUUACAAGGUGACCCACUUGGAGCCAUGGGAAAAGGGUUCAAGAAGGACAUCAGGACAAACAGGAAUGUGUGGCGGAGUACGCGGUGUUGGCGCAGGGGGAAUAGUCUCGACUGCAUAUUGCCUGCUCUACAAACUUUUUACAUUAAAACUAACAAGGAAACAACUAAAUGGUCUCAUUACUCAUUGUGAUUCACCUUAUAUAAGAGCUUUAGGGUUCAUGUAUAUAAGAUACACGCAGCCCCCAGCUAAUCUGCUUGAUUGGUAUGAUGCCUACCUUGAGGACGAAGAGGAAUUAGAUGUGAAAGCAGGUGGGGGUCAAACCAUGCAGAUUGGGCAGAUGUUACGGCAAUGGUUAAUAAAAUUAGAAUGGUUUUCAACACUCUUUCCAAGAAUCCCGGUUUCAAUCCAGCAAAAAAUUCAAAAACAUUUAGAGGAAAGAUUUCCAUCUAGGCCUAUUCAAUCAGUGCCUAAAGAUAAGACCUGGGACAGGGAAAGAAAUGUUAGGGCAUAUGAACGCAACAGGGACUUGAAAGAAGACCACACCAAAGACUUUCUAAGGGACGAUCGUGCUCGAGAUAAUACCUAUUCCAGAAAUGACAGGGAACGUGAUUACAAACGAAGCCGAGAAAGGGAGUCGUCUCGGGAAUAUAGAGAGAGGGAUAACAGGGAUAAAUAUAAAGAACGAGAUCGGGUUCGAAAAAGUAGGGACGGAGAUUAUGAAAGAAGUAAGCAUAAAGAGAGAAGGCAAAGGUCGAGGAGUCGAAGCAGAGAUAAGAGUCCUCGAAGGGAUCGUAGUCCUUCUGGAAGAGACAGAGAAAGAGAGCGGGUUCAGUCUAAAUACAGACCAAGGGAUGACAAAUAUCGAUGAAAUUUUGCAUUUUGAUAGUUGUGUGGCAGUUGUAUUAAUAAGAACUUUUACACAGUUAUUUUUCUUUUACAUUGAAUUGAUUUGCAAUUUGUAAAGUAUUGAUUUAAUUUGAUAUAAGGACAUGUACGUAUGUGUACCACUACUGCAUUAGAACACACCAAUAAAUAUACAAUAAUUAAGCA
Agrilus planipennis (emerald ash borer) is the source of this 1387-nucleotide messenger RNA. RefSeq names its product pre-mRNA-splicing factor 38B. Gene Ontology annotation, cellular component: precatalytic spliceosome. The record is from RefSeq and is a predicted model, not a curated record. The transcript has 5 exons. The coding region runs from base 144 to 1205 and encodes 353 amino acids. Lineage: Eukaryota; Metazoa; Arthropoda; Insecta; Coleoptera; Buprestidae.